UACAACACCAAUUUGUUUACAGUCAUUUGCUUACCAAAAGAAAACAUACUAUAUAUAUUAUACUUCACUUUGUGUUUCCGGGAGGCAAGAAUGGGGGAUUCUAGGAGGUUGAGAAUGGUGGGCCUACUGGUGAUGGUGGUGGCCGCCGCGGCGGUGGUGAUGGUGGAAAGCAACUCCACGGUGGCGUGGAGUGGGACAGGGGCAGCGACGGAUAAGAUAGAGGGGCACCCAGAAGAAGCGAAAGUUGGUAUUGAUCAAGUGGGGGAAGAGAUCACUCAGGAAGCUACUCCUUGGACAGAAUGGGCUAAGGAGAAAAUUCAAAAGGGGCUCGGCUUGAAGAACUCUGCUGACGAUGCGGCUGCGGACGGCAAUGAUAAUAUCCAGCAAGUUGUGUCUGGAGAACGUAUGUCUGACUCUGCUAAAGAAGCAAAAUCAAAGGCAUGUCAAACUGCAAGUGAAGCCUCAGGCAAAACAAAGGAGAAGACAUACGAAGCUGCUGACGAGGCAGCCAAUAAAGCGUCAAAUGCAAAAGAUGCCACUGUUAAGAAGUCCCGUGAAGCAAAGGAUAAAGCAUAUGAACAAGCUAAUGAGGCCGCAAACAAGGCUUCAUCGUUAAAGGACUCUGCCACUGACAAGGCGAAAGAAGUGGGAAGCAAAGUUCAAGACAGUGCUGAAAAGGCUAAGAAGAAGGCAAGUGAAUCAACUCAACAAGCAAAGGAGAAAGCAUAUGAAACUGGUAGUGAGGCUGUAAACAAGGCUUCGAAUGUCAAAGAUGGAAGUGUUAACAAGGCUUCAUCCUACAAGGACUCCGCCACCGAGAAGGCCCAAGAAGUGGGAGAAAGGGUUCGAGACAAUGCAAAAGAGGCUGCAAACAAGGCAAGUGAAACAACCCGACAAGGGAAGGAAAGAGCAUACCAAAGUGUUAGUGAUGCAGCUAACAAGGCCUCAUCGAUGAAAGAUGCAACCAUCGAGAAGGCCCAAGAUGUGAAGGAGAAGGUCCAAGAUAAUGUAGAAUACGCCUCGAAGAAGGUAAAAAACAAGGCCCAACAAGAAGCGGAAGUAGCAGCCCAAAAGGCCAAGGAGGCUAAAGAUGACAUAGCCCAAAAGGUUGAGCAAGCAAAGGAGAAAGUGGUUGAUACAGCCCAAGAUGCAAAAGAGACGACUCGUGAAUGGGGAAAGAAGGUGCCCGAAGAGGCAACAUCGAAGGAGGCUGAGGUGGAGGAUAACAUAAAUUGGACCAAGGAGAAGGAAAAGAGAGGAUAUGGUGAAGGAAACAAGAAAGCUAGUGAGAGUAUAGACGAUGCCAAGGCCCAGAGAUCGAUGCCUAAGCAACGCCGCGAUGAGGAGCUUUGAUAGUGUUGAAUUCGGUGUUUAUGUUUCGCAGUAGUCUUUCUUACUAGAAUAGUGGACGUGGUGUUCUCUUAUGGAAAUAUAAAUGAUGGCCUUAUAUUGUCCUUACUAUUUGCGAUAAAGGUUCAUGAAUGCGGCAGUAGUGUAUGUAAUUUGGUAUUUGGAGGUUCUGUUUGUUAGUAGUUUUUCUAACUAGGAUGCAGGUUCGUUUUUGGGUUGUGGUCUUUUCUGAAUAUGGCCUUGUAUUGUCCUAAAUAUUUGCGUUAAAGGUUUCUGCAACAACUUGGUACAAAUGUUUGUAAUUUAGUAUACGAGUGUAGGUUAUAGACUCCUAGUUAAGUCAUAUAUGUUGAACUACUGUCAUAUAGUUUAUUAGUCUUUCUU
Spinacia oleracea (spinach) is the source of this 1734-nucleotide messenger RNA. Its product is annotated as late embryogenesis abundant protein D-29-like. NCBI's taxonomy places the organism in Eukaryota, Viridiplantae, Streptophyta, Magnoliopsida, Caryophyllales, Amaranthaceae. The record is from RefSeq and is a predicted model, not a curated record. The transcript has 2 exons. Bases 91 to 1353 code for a protein of 420 amino acids.